Molecule: messenger RNA, 1545 nt
Organism: Symphalangus syndactylus (siamang)
Lineage: Eukaryota; Metazoa; Chordata; Mammalia; Primates; Hylobatidae
Gene: ANXA1
Product: annexin A1
Biological process (GO): phagocytosis; signal transduction; cellular response to glucocorticoid stimulus
Cellular component (GO): nucleus; plasma membrane; vesicle membrane
Molecular function (GO): calcium-dependent phospholipid binding; calcium ion binding; phospholipase inhibitor activity
Source: RefSeq, a predicted model, not a curated record
GAAAAUAAACAUGCUGUGAAAAACGUAACAUAUAGAGAUUGAUUUUAACUGUCUUUUUUCUUUCUUUCUCUUUCUUUAUUUUCUCUGUUUGUAAAGUAAGUGGAGCCAAUGACUCAUCAUCUUCUAGAAGCAGCAAGAGUGUGUUUCAAGAAGAAUGAAAAUGAACCACUAUGGAAGUUACCAGAACCAAUUUUCCUUCAUCAGACACUUUUCCAAAAAUGGCAAUGGUAUCAGAAUUCCUCAAGCAGGCCUGGUUUAUUGAAAAUGAAGAGCAGGAAUAUGUUCAAACUGUGAAGUCAUCCAAAGGUGGUCCCGGAUCAGCAGUGAGCCCCUAUCCUACCUUCAAUCCAUCCUCGGAUGUCGCUGCCUUGCACAAGGCCAUAAUGGUUAAAGGUGUGGAUGAAGCAACCAUCAUUGACAUUCUAACUAAGCGAAACAAUGCCCAGCGUCAACAGAUCAAAGCAGCAUAUCUCCAGGAAACAGGAAAGCCCCUGGAUGAAACACUGAAGAAAGCCCUUACAGGUCACCUUGAGGAGGUUGUUUUAGCUCUGCUAAAAACUCCAGCGCAAUUUGAUGCUGAUGAACUUCGUGCUGCCAUGAAGGGCCUUGGAACUGAUGAAGAUACUCUAAUUGAGAUUUUGGCAUCAAGAACUAACAAAGAAAUCAGAGACAUCAACAGGGUCUACAGAGAGGAACUGAAGAGAGAUCUGGCCAAAGACAUAACCUCAGACACAUCUGGAGAUUUUCGGAACGCUUUGCUUUCUCUCGCUAAGGGUGACCGAUCUGAGGACUUUGGUGUGAAUGAAGACUUGGCUGAUUCAGAUGCCAGGGCCUUGUACGAAGCAGGAGAAAGGAGAAAGGGGACAGACGUAAACGUGUUCAAUACCAUCCUUACCACCAGAAGCUAUCCACAACUUCGCAGAGUGUUUCAGAAAUACACCAAGUACAGUAAGCAUGACAUGAACAAAGUUCUGGACCUGGAGUUGAAAGGUGACAUUGAGAAAUGCCUCACAGCUAUCGUGAAGUGUGCCACAAGCAAACCAGCUUUCUUUGCAGAGAAGCUUCAUCAAGCCAUGAAAGGUGCUGGAACUCGCCAUAAGGCAUUGAUCAGGAUUAUGGUUUCCCGUUCUGAAAUUGACAUGAAUGAUAUCAAAGCAUUCUAUCAGAAGAUGUAUGGUAUCUCCCUUUGCCAAGCCAUCCUGGAUGAAACCAAAGGAGAUUAUGAAAAAAUCCUGGUGGCUCUUUGUGGAGGAAACUAAACAUUCCCUUGAUGGUCUCAAGCUAUGAUCAGAAGACUUUAAUUAUAUAUUUUCAUCCUAUAAGCUUAAAUAGGAAAGUUUCUUCAACAGGAUUACAGUGUAGCUACCUACAUGCUGAAAAAUAUAGUCUUUAAAUCAUUUUUAUAUUAUAACUCUGUAUAAUAGAGAUAAGUUCAUUUUUUAAAAAUGUUUACCCCAAACCAUAAAACCCUAUACAAGUUGUUCUAGUAACAAUACAUGAGAAAGAUGUCUAUGCAGGUGAAAAUAAAAUGACGUCACAAGACAA